Magallana angulata is the source of this 1550-nucleotide messenger RNA. RefSeq names its product xylosyltransferase sqv-6-like. The record is from RefSeq and is a predicted model, not a curated record. Gene Ontology annotation, cellular component: plasma membrane. The transcript is spliced from 5 exons. The coding region runs from base 106 to 981 and encodes 291 amino acids. NCBI's taxonomy places the organism in Eukaryota, Metazoa, Mollusca, Bivalvia, Ostreida, Ostreidae.
ACAUGCUGUAUAAAUACGGCGAUAGUUUUAUAUUCAAUCUAUAGACUAUCGUUUGGUGCACUUUUAAAGAAAUAUUCAACAUACGUUGUGUCAAGUCAUGAAAUAAUGUAUCCUCUUUACGAUAGUCUGUGCCUCAGUUUAAGGAUCUGCUUUGCACUUUUGCUCAUCAAAAGCUGUUUUGCUGACCUUCGACAUGGCUACUCAAUGCUACAGUAUGGACACAAACUUGAGAGAAGGAUGAUAACUUCGUAUGAUAAGUUCAGUAUUUUGGAUUGUGUGGAGGAUUGUCUAAGAACAACACGAUGUCGGUCCGUCAAUUACCACCAGGGAGCCCACUUUUGUCAGACAAACUUUGAAAACAGGACAACUGUACCUGAUCUGUAUAUAGAAAAGCCUGGCUGGAUUUACAGCGAUGUAGAAGAUUGGGACAAGGCCAUUGCAGGAUCAUGUUCGAUGUCAAACUGUUCCAUAAAUGAAAAGUGCAUUCCAAAAGCUUUUGGACAGUUCAGCUGUGUCCUUUCAGAUUGUGGUAAACCUUCGAAUGAAACUUUCUCAAUGGAAAAGGUAAAGGAAUGGGACGGCAUCGGUAUAACAAGAGGAAUGCAUAUCACAUGUUCCUCAAGAUAUGCCCAGCAAGGUUCUGAAUUAUUCAUCUGUCGAUCUGAUGGAUAUUGGAAGACAAAUUUGAGCUGCACUUUAAAAAGAAACAUGGGAUGUUUUGAAAAUAGCAGAACCGCCCUCGUUCUUGAAGUAAGCAAAUUCCUUGACAUUAAUGGGGAACAGGAAUGCGAAAGUUAUUGCUUAGAACAGAACAUUCGGAAGUAUUUCGGCUUGCAGUAUGGUAAAUUUUGUUACUGUGGCACGGACAUUAAAAACUCACCUAAGCGCAUGCCUGAUGAAGAAUGCAGCACUCCUUGUCGUGGAAAUGAACAGGAAUUUUGUGGGGGAGACUGGAGGAUAUCCAUCUUUUUAUCUGCGUAGACAAUACACUCAUAAAAAUGAAUUGCAUACGUGUUUUAUUGUUUUCGUUACUUUAAUUUGUAUUCUAAUUGGCAUAUUUUAUUACAGAACAAUGUUCGUAUCUUAACAAAACUUUUUUUGCGUUAAACAGCAAUUAACGUUUGAAACAUUUGAAUUUUUAUUUUCAAACUUCACUAAUUGUACACCUUUUGUGCUUUAUAUAUCGUUGUAAAUUUACCUGUACCAUUGUCGUAAAAUUCAUGAAAAAGGUUUGAUUUUGUUUAAGACUUUAAUAUAUAUUUGUUUAGAUAGAUUGUUAGGCGCAAGUGAGGAUUUAAAAAAAAAAUGAAGAAUAUUUAAAUGAGAUUGAAAAGAGCAUUGUUACUAGACCAGAGACCACGUUCUUCUUGCAAUAUUCCCUCAGCGACUAAAAAAAAUAUAAUGUUCAGACUGCAAGAUUAACAUUAAUCAAGUUCACCAAGUUUAAGAAAGAUGGACAUUGCUUGUUUUUCCCCCUUCAUUUAAAUUGGUCAUGCAUAUAAACCCUUCUUAAAAUUCAUUUUUAUGAUUGAUUUUAUGUUAAUAUUUUU